AUGUAAGUCGAUCAACCUCUUCACACUCCAGCCAAAAAAAACUGCACCUUCAAAGUCGAUGGCAGACCAGAUGGAGAAGGUUAUUUGAACAAGAACGAUUCCACAUAUGGCAUCAUCGUCAUCUAGGAAUGGUGGGGUUUGAAUGAAUCAAUGGUCAAAACCACUGACAAACUUGCUCAGAAAGGAUUCCAAUGCAUCUCUCCAGACAUAUACAGAGGAAAGGUUGCCCAAAAUAGAGAAGAAGCUGGCCAUCUUCUAAGUGGAUUAGAUUGGGAAGGAGCAGUAAGAGACAUUGAAGGAGCAGCAAAACAUUUAAAAGAGCUUGGAUGCACAAAGGUCGGUGUUACAGGGUUCUGCAUGGGAGGAGCAUUAGCCAUAGCAUCCAUCUCAUUCUCCAAUUCAAUUGAUGCAUCAGCUCCUUUCUAUGGAGUGUGUGAUUUGAACACUUUCAAAUUGGAUAACAUCCAAGGACCUAUCUAUGGUCAUUUUGGAGAGAAGGACGAAAUGAAAGGAUUUUCAUCGCCAGACGAUGGUCAAAGAUUAGUUGAUGCUGGAAAGAAGGCAGGAAAAGAUGUCACAGUCAAAAUUUGGCCAGGUGUAGGACACGCCUUCAUGAAUCAAGAUAGACCAGAGGCUUAUAAUGUGGAAACAGCACAAUAAGCCUUAGACGAAGUGACAGCUUGGUUUAGAAAGAGUCAUUAUUUGUUUAUCAAUCUAUUUUAUACAAAAGUGAAUUGA
Paramecium tetraurelia is the source of this 738-nucleotide messenger RNA. RefSeq lists its product as uncharacterized. Lineage: Eukaryota; Ciliophora; Oligohymenophorea; Peniculida; Parameciidae. Gene Ontology annotation, molecular function: hydrolase activity. The transcript has 5 exons. The record is from RefSeq and is a predicted model, not a curated record.